GAAAUGGAAGCAUAUUUACUGAACUAGUGCUGAGAUGUAGGCAUGGUGUGUUCAGGCUGAAACUAUUCUUCUAAAAUGUUCAUUCCAGUGUCAGCUCUUCUUCUGAUACUUUCUGAAGUCUGCUCUUGUCGUGAAAUUCACUGGAAAAAGGUUCCAGGCAGACUAGAAAAAUGCGGUCUUCAACCUUUAAAUGUGUCUAGAAUCUUAAAGUCAAAAACAGACUGUGCUAUAGUUUGUAGUAACAGUUUCAACUGUCGCAGUUUUAUGUACAACAAAACGACUAAACUGUGUACAUUGUACAAAGGGUUCAGUGCGUACUCAGAGCCACCAAAGAGUGUACUAGGUGAUGUGUAUGUAGCCGAUGCUUGUGAAGCUUACCUUGAUUUUAGCCAAAAACCCAUUGUACAACUUUUUAUCCCUUCCACUAUAUUCGUGGCUUACAUCUACCAAGCUCUCAGUUAUCAAGAUGCCCUGGCUACCUGUGGAUGUCUUCAGUCCACGAUGUUUACAGUUAAGACCAUGGACAGAUAUACUUUUCUUAUUGCCCAGGAGGGGCUAAAAUAUUACGAGUGGGUAGGCCUGGAUGAUAUCAAGACAGAGGGCACUUUUCUCUGGGCAGAUGAUGGAAAAAAGUUCACUGAUUUGGCAUUAGAGAAACUUCUUUUUGAUUUUGGACAACCGGACAAUGGUCACAACAUUGUUGAUGAAGAUUGUGUUAUCAAGAAACGUCUAGAAGACAUAACAGCAGGGAAACUAAAUGACGUGUCUUGUAAUUUAACUGCUUUCUUUAUAUGUGAAAAAGUCAACUGUUAGCAUCUAGCCUAAGCAGUAAAAUCAGGUUUACAUAUAGCCAACAUUUUGUACAAAUGUAGCUUAUUUAUACAUUUAAUCUCGCCCAAAUGUUUUUUAAUCGACCAAAUUAAAUGCCGCCUGUAUAUUUCGCAGAUAUUGUUUCGCUUAUAGAGAUACUUAAAAUUAAUAUUGUAAAUACAGCUUAAACAUGACGUUAAAAUAGAAUCUAAGACAGCUUAUAUACAGCAAGGGACAACAAAACAUAUUAAGUAAACAAUAACCUUAAAUGUAGUUUUAGUUAGGUUUAAACGGCUUAAAUAUUCUCUUAAAAUGGAAUGCAUAAAUAUCAAAAAGAUAUACAAUUUAAUUUUAGCUUCAUUUAGCAUUAGACAGGUGUUUUUUUUUGUUGUUGUUUUUCUUGCAAUAAAACCAAAGUCCAGAUUUCCAAUUUUUUAGUUUACCAACACAAACAUUAACGCGUGCUAAAUUAUAUUUUUUUAAAUUACUAAUUGUAUAAAUAUAUAUUUUUUUUAGUUCAAACUUAAGAUUAAAAUUGAAGUUCUGGAAACCUAAACAUGAAAAUUAACAUGUCCAAUCUGGCAGUAAGUGUACCAAAGUCAAUGUCAUGUCCUCUUCCCAAACAUCAAGUUUCAGUUUCCUGAAAUCUGAGCAGAUUUCAAAGAGGUGCAAGAAAUCAAAUGUCCAGUGCAUAUUUAAAGAGAGGAGAAACACAAAGUCCAUUUGAUAAUGAGUUUUGAUGUUGCUAUAAAUAAUUCCCUGAAUGGUCACACGAUGAAAACUUUGGUUUGACCGUCCUAAUUCUUUCAAACUAUAAACAUCUUACAAUUACAACGGGCUUAUCUCCUUUACGUCAUUUUAUUCUGAAGACGUCACUGACGGUUAUUACCGCACUCGACGUCACUGUUUCUUUGUAUUCAGGAAGGAGUUGAAUCAAUCAAUCGAGUUCUAUGAACAUUUUGCACACCUUCUUGGGCAGACGUUUCAGUCCACGUAGUCUUGUAACAUCUGGGCUGUUCAUUAAAGAUUUUAAUUAUGCAAAUGUCACAGGGAAGACUCCUCGCAAUAGUGAAGCAUUACAAGAAAUAAAUAGAAUGAGAAAUUAUAGACCAUCAGCUUCCUAAAGAGGGAAUUGAUUUUGACAAAUACUUAUUACAAAGCUUCUAUCAACUCACUCUGUCUAUGUGUCUGUCUGUCUGGAAAGUUUGUACACGUUAUUUCUGUGACACCCAAUCUCGGAUCAAGCUAAAAUUUUGCACAAUUAAUUCUUUUCUCGACAACACAAGAAUCAAAACAAAAAGUAACCAAUUAGUUAAUUAAAUAUUGGUAAUAAAUUACUUUGUUUGAUAUUUCAAACAAGGAAAAGAAAUAGUAUUUGCUUAAGUGGUGGUAUAAGCUGGAUUAGUUCCCUUUAUAAAUUGUCGUCUGAGGCUUAUUACAAAUUUAAUUACAUGACUGAUCGAAAUUGAUACAUUCAAUUGAUACAUUUAAUGUAAGCUUGUUUUUUAAGCAUUUUGUUUUUGUAUUGUUGUAAUAUUACUUGUUAUGUAACAUAUUUAAACAUUUCUGAGAGAGAAUGAAGUAAAUAUGGUAACUUUGGAGAUGUACAUUCUUUUUUAUUUUUUAGAUUCAUUUGAAA
This is a messenger RNA of Biomphalaria glabrata, 2449 nucleotides long. RefSeq lists its product as uncharacterized. Lineage: Eukaryota; Metazoa; Mollusca; Gastropoda; Planorbidae. The transcript has 4 exons. The coding region runs from base 76 to 813 and encodes 245 amino acids. The record is from RefSeq and is a predicted model, not a curated record.